Messenger RNA from Anneissia japonica, 3111 nucleotides. RefSeq lists its product as uncharacterized. The transcript is spliced from 2 exons. Lineage: Eukaryota; Metazoa; Echinodermata; Crinoidea; Comatulida; Comatulidae. Gene Ontology annotation, molecular function: zinc ion binding; aspartic-type endopeptidase activity; nucleic acid binding. Gene Ontology annotation, biological process: proteolysis. The coding region runs from base 1781 to 3082 and encodes 433 amino acids. The record is from RefSeq and is a predicted model, not a curated record.
UAAUUUAAAACAAUUACGUGAUUAUACUGAUUUUUAUCUUGCAUUGCAUACAUAUAUAUUUGUUGUUGUACAGUAGAAGCAUUUUAUUUUGAUCAAUGAUUUGACCAUACCGCCCUCAUUCGACAAAUAUGUAACGUAACUUUACGAAGAGCCUUGUCACAUGCAAUAAUACUUUUUGAUAGUGUAUUCAUUCUUGAUAGAAGAUAGUGCGAUAUAUUCCUACAAAUUACGAAUAGUCACGAUUAUUAUACACAUACACAUGGUUGUUAAUAUUAUGUUAUUGUAUUGUAAGAAACUCACUUGCGUUAAAAACGUCUGAUAAUGGAGUAUAUCUACGAGGCUUAGUGAUAUCUGAGAAACUUUAGUGUAAACAGUAAGAAUUAGGCCGCUUAGCGGGAUUGCUGGUGAGAUUUCGACGAGUGAGGAUAGACAGCAAUCCACUGAGUUUUGGAGAACAAAUUACGGUGUAUCAACAUUGGUACUGGGUUACUCUAGGACUGUUGUUUGGGAAGCUACUACCUGGUCUCAGAGUUGAGGUGCACAGUAUAGAGUUGAGGUUCACAGUAUAUUCAGAGUUGAGGUUCACAGUAAAUUCAGAGUUGAGGUUAUUAUUAUUGGUACUAGAUACCCAUGAGUGUUCAGUUGGGUAAGUCUGGAUGGCCAAAUUGUUUUUUUUUAUGAUUAUUGCUAAAGAGCCUAAUUUUAGAUUGAUGUUACCUUAUGCACUUUUCUAUGUCAUUAUGAUUUAAUUCUAUGAAUGCAUAAUUGUUGGCUAUGAUGAUGUUUAAACAUAAUGAUAGUGAUGGUAACACUGAUUUGUUUUACUUUUACAUAAUGAGUUGUUGAAAGAAUUGUACUCUCUGUUUUGCUUCACAUGGGUUUUCUUUUCUUUCUCCUUUGAGGUGGAGAGCCUAAUAAAGCCUAAUUAAGAACUUAAUAAUUAUUGUGUGCGGUUUUGUUGCUUUUCUUGUGGUUGUGGCAUCCUGGACGAGAAAAUCGCAUCACGACAAACUGGUGUCAGAAGUGGAAUUAGGCUACAGCGAAUCAGUCAAGUUGAGAAGCAAGUUACCGUAUAAGCGAGUGAGUGGUGACAGCGUGAACUGGAUCGAGUAAGGAAAACCUCUGGCUGGACGAGAUAAAGAGAAAACUUGAGUAUUUUGCAUUUACGCAAAUAGUUUUUUUUUGCUGCUUAUAAUUGUGUUGUAUGUUUAUGAUAUUCUUUUUAUUGUUAAAUUGAGGUACAGCAGCAUAUUGAUUGAUUUUACUCUAUUAUUGGUUAAUCAUUUUGGAUAUUAUAUUUCAUUAUAUUUUCUUCCUAUAAAUUAUUAUGAUGAUUAAUGAUGUUGAUGAUGACAUGCAGGCAGCAGCAGGUGGCCUGGGACAGAUGAUAGCAGCCCUGACUGGAGCUUUUAACAACCUAGCAGCAACACGUGUGGUACCUACUGUUAAACUGACUAAAUUCAGAGGUUCACCCCAAAAGGCAGGAGAUCUGACAGUUCAAGAAUGGUUGGACGAAUUUGAUUAGUACUGUCAUCGUGUCCCCGAUCAGGAUAGAGCCCACUCACUUGUAUCAUUUUUGGCAGGUUCUGCCAAAGAUGAGGUUCUAUGUCACGAAGCUGCAGUCCGUGAGGAUGUUGAUCAACUGAAAGAUAUACUCAAGAAUCGGUUUGGCCUGAAGGAAUCUGUCCAUUCCUUGAGUGCAGAGUUACACAGCCGGGUGCAAAAAGAAGGUGAGACUUUAGCAGAUUCUAGUGCUGCUUUACUUAGGUUGUAUGACCGGAUGGUAGGAGCAGCCUCAGUAGGAGAGAGAGAUGCACUUGCCAUGCUAAAGGACAAUACCUUGAAGGAGAGGUUCAUCCGGGGUGUGCGGAACCAGACGGUUCAACGAGAGCUUAGGAGGACUGCUAUUGAAUUCAAUCAACGGACUUUUAUUGAGAUGAGGAAUGAGGUGCUGAAAUUGUUCCAAGAUGCUGAUCCUACUGUCAACGCAAAGGUAAGACCCUAUGAAGUUGAGUCUGCUCGUAUAACCCAUGAUGGUGGCAACCUGACAGCCAUGCGUAAUGAGAUUUCGUACUUAAGAGAGACCCUGAAUGAAGUUGUUCAGGUACUAAACAAGAAACCCAAAAAGAAAUUAGAAUGCUAUAAUUGUGGGAGAGAGGGACAUUUGAAGAGGGAGUGCAAAUCACCACCAUUGUGUUUUGAGUGUAAAAAGUUUGGCCAUUUUUGUAAAGAUUGUCCGGAGCGGAUGGGAAGAGUUAAAACGCCACAAAGUCCCGAGGUAGAAGUGGUAAAUGGUCUAGUGGCACCUGGUGACUUGAAUCGUGACAUCCCAAAUAAUAUUGUCUCCAAUAGCCCCACGGCAGAAGUUUUAAUUGCAGGGAUAACGACUGGUUGCAUCCUUGACACAGGAGCAGAGGCGAGUCUCAUACCAUUAUCCUAUUAUCAGAAGUACUUACAGCCAUCAAGCGGAGAAUUGGACAGUGCUAAAGAUAUUGUUAGAGUAACUGGAGUGUCUGGAACUACCAUCCCUGUGGUUGGAUUCUUACAAUCAACUAUAGCCAUUCGAGGUAAGACUGUAGAAGUAGGAUUUCUGGUAAUUGAAGAUCAGAUAGUGAUACAUCGACAUGAGAAAUAUCCAGUAAUAUUGGGAUGUAACGCCCUAAGAGCACUGAUUCGAGAAGUUGAAAGUCUGGGUGAAGAUAAAGAGUGGGAUUUAGUCAUGAAAACUAGGGAAAUAUCCAAAGAACACUGCACAACAGAGGUGGAGAGGGUUAAGGUGAUAGUUAAGGAGCCAGAGGCAAUACCACCCUUGACUAUAAAAAGAGUAAAAUGUCAUCUGAGAAGUCAAUCUCAGUGGACUGGUAAAAAUAUGAUGGUGGAAGCAAUCGAGAGGGGUAGUUUGGACAAUAAUGGACUUGAUAUCUUUGAAGGUUGUAUCCGAGUGGAAGUUCCUGAGGUACACAUUAUUGCUAACCGAAGUGACACAGAAAAAAACGGUGGACCCAGGGAUCACGUUGGCAUCUGCAGUGGCAUUAGAGCAGAAAGAGGAAGUACACAUUCAAGAAAGAGAUGGUGCAAUUGAAGUUGUAAUUGCAGAUGUUAUGAUUGAAU